Molecule: messenger RNA, 5389 nt
Organism: Ictalurus furcatus (blue catfish)
Lineage: Eukaryota; Metazoa; Chordata; Actinopteri; Siluriformes; Ictaluridae
Gene: traf3
Product: TNF receptor-associated factor 3
Exons: 12
Coding region: 1011-2681 (556 amino acids)
Biological process (GO): tumor necrosis factor-mediated signaling pathway; Toll signaling pathway; protein K63-linked ubiquitination
Cellular component (GO): plasma membrane signaling receptor complex
Molecular function (GO): tumor necrosis factor receptor binding; zinc ion binding
Source: RefSeq, a predicted model, not a curated record
CUAAAACACUGCCCCACACAGUGAUAUAUAUAAUGAUUUAAAUCUUAGCGUUAACAUUGUAGGUGUGUGUUUUUGAAGUGUCCUAACAGAGAGGUACAACAUUCAUCCACAACCUUCUAAAGGAUAUCAAGCUACUACUAAAGAAGUACUCGAGUGGGACAACUUGUAAGGUGUCAGGAAGCAUAACGUUGAAGUCUAGCCUGUAUGUCUAUUUAAAGAGUCUGGGUCACAUUUCUCUGACAUGUUAGCUCGGGUGAAGGAUUUUUUUUUUUCCUUCCUUCUCCAUGAUUAAUGAUUAAAUAGCUAUUCACUGUAGUGGGCUUUACUGUAUCUGUAAAAACGAACAAAACAAAGACGGAAAUUUUGAUAUUUAUGCCAUGUUUAAUGUUUAGACCAACAUUAAACUAUUUUGAACAUCUGAAUUGUGCUGUUCAUUCCCCCCCCCCGCUACACACUGCCAGGGAAACAGGGCGCGUGAGACGCUGAUGAACCGAGCUUCAGACUCUCUGCAGCUUCGUCCAAUCAGAUCUCUCUCCCGGUUUAAAACGCCAACGAGGUUUGCGCGUGCGCACAGCGCCCUCUCGCGGCCACGCGCCCACUUCAAUGGCGUCCUUUUACUACGCUUUUUUUUUUUUUUUUUUUUUUUUUUUUUUUUGACGGGGAUUUCCUGAGGAAGUCGGAGCGAGGGGCUUUCCAGUUAGUCGAAUUGAAAUCAACAUAGCACAAGGCUUCAACGCUGGUGGAUUUUUUCGCUUCUCCUCGAGCCGAAUUACGCACUUUUUUCCCCCCUCUCUCCAAACUGGACAUCCGACCAUGAGAAGGGUCGGUGUGUCUGCGGCCGCUGCCUGUGUGAGAACCCGCGAGAACGGAUUCCUCUGAACGGUAGAGACGUCCGCGGUCUCUGGGAGCGUUCAUGAAGUGGACAAGCCGCCGAGGCUCCGGCUCUUACAUUGUUCCGAGGCAGAAAACAGUGCUGCAGUGUCGGACGACGUCCAUAACUGAUUCAUGUCAUGUCCUUGCCGCGCCGCGUGGACGGGCGGGAGCAGCAGAUUCCUCUGCAGCAGCAGCAGUCCUUCCUCCCGCUGCGUGGUGGUUUUCAGGACCACUUCGUCAUGCCUCCCGAGCCCAAGUAUUGCUGCGAGUACUGUCGCAUGGUGUUGUGUAAUCCUCGGCAGACUGAGUGUGGACACCGCUUCUGCGAGAGCUGCAUUCCCCAGCUGCUUAGUAAACCGAAUCCGGUGUGCCCAGCUGAUAUGGAGCCAUUAUCUCAAGAGAAAAUAUUUCGCGAUGUUUGCUGCCAUAGAGAGAUUAUGACGUUGAAAGUCUACUGCCGCAGUGCGAAAAACGGAUGUAAAGAACAAAUGAGUUUACAGCAGGUUAUGGACCAUUUGAACAUGUGUGAGUACUUUGAGGUGCCCUGUCCAUUGUGUAAAGAGAAGAUAAUGAGGAAGGACAUGCCUGAACACUUGAACCACAAAUGCAAAUACCGUGAGGCCACCUGCGAAUUCUGCAAACACAAAAUGGCCUUAACGGAUCUAAAGAAACACAAAGAAACAGUUUGUCCUGCAUUUCCAGUAGCAUGCCCUAAUCAUUGUUCAUUUUCAUCCAUUGUAAGAAGUGAGCUGUCCAUUCACCAGCAAGACUGUCCAAAGGCUCAAGUCACGUGCUCCUUCUUUCGUUUUGGCUGCACCUACAAGGGUCUGAACCAGGAAAUGAGGGAGCACGAGUCAAGCUUUGCCGCAGAACACUUGCGAAUGAUGGUGGCCAGAAGCAGUACACUAGAGGCCAAGGUGGAGGAUGUCAAAAAUGAGCUGUUGGAACGCUACAAGGUUCUCCCGAGUCUGAGCAGUCGUCUUACAGAAGUGGAGGAGCAGUAUAAGGACAUGAGGGAGAAAUACCGACAAAUGGAGCAGAAACUGUCCAGCACGCAGAAGCUACUGAGCACGCACUCCGAGAAGCUGCUGGAGGUGGAGAUCGAGUUGAGGGAACUGCGGCCGCUGAGGUCCAUGCGUGAUGAAGUGGAGGCUCUGAGGGACGCCGUGGAGAGCAUGCGCUCUGUGGUAGCAUCACUCGACUCUGUCCGCACCGGUUCUGGUUCCCACUCGAUGACCUCAUUAGAGACCCAGAUGUCGCGGCAUGACGAGCUGCUCAGCGUGCAUGACAUUCGUUUGGCUGACAUGGACCUUAAGCUGCAGGUGCUGGAGACGGCCAGCUUCAACGGAACUCUUAUUUGGAAGAUUCGUGACUACAGACGGCGCAAGCAAGAGGCAGUGGCUUCUAAAACAUUGUCGCUUUACAGCCAGCCCUUCUACACGGGCUAUUUUGGCUACAAGAUGUGCGCACGCGUUUACCUGAAUGGUGACGGCAUGGGAAAGGGCACGCACCUGUCGCUCUUCUUCGUAGUGAUGCGUGGUGAGUAUGAUGCUCUGCUGCCGUGGCCUUUCCGCCAAAAAGUGACACUCAUGCUGAUGGACCAGGGUCCUACACGCAAGCACCUGGGUGACGCCUUCAAGCCUGACCCAAACAGCAGCAGCUUCCGGCGGCCCACGGGGGAGAUGAACAUUGCCUCGGGCUGUCCACUCUUUGUCGCCCAGACCGUGCUGGAGAACGGCACCUACAUUAAAGAUGACACCAUCUUCAUCAAAGUCACAGUGGACACCUCAGACCUGCCUGACCCAUGACACCUGGACAAUUAUCCCAUUGAUUUUUCUAUCAUGCCAGAGGGCCCGGUGCUCAUCAUGGAUGUUACGAGAUCACAGGAUUGGGAAAAACAGAGCAGGAACCGAUGAGGAGAAUCAACCAAACACGAGAGUGUGCCGAGAGUCUCAGGCUGGUUCUCCUGAGACGGUGUAGGCACAGUUUCUUGAGAGACAGAUUGUGCUCUCCUUUGGAUCAUGACCAGGGUAGGGGAGGUCUCAGAUAGCCACAGUGUUCAAGAUGGAGCAGAAAGAGCGAAGGGGUUUCACCUCAAAGCAAACGAAAGUAUAUAAUUGUCUGUGAUGGUAAAGGUGCCAACAUGCAGCACUGCCUUUCAGCCAGAGAAAAGUAAGAGGGACCUAUUUGUUCUCUGUAACCUACAUGUUACCCUUUUUAGGAUAUUAGCUUAAAAAGAAAUAAAUAUUUCACUAAAAAUUUUUUUUUUUUCUUCUAAAUAAAUAAUUAAAUCCGACAAAUUUAAUGAGUGGGCCUCAUUUAUCAAUCUUUUAGUAAAGUAAUGUGUAAAUGUUUUCAUAAGCCAAAACAAAACUAAAAAUUCCUGUAAGAUUAUUUUUGCUAAAUACUUUUCUUCAUACUCCAGCGUGUUUGUUUAUAAAUGCCAGUCCACUGUUUUGCAUUUAGUGAUGCCCACAAAAAAAAUGAAAGGGCUGAAAAUAACUAAAUGAUGAAAGAGUAGUUAGUAGUUAAUUAGUAGAGAUGCACCGAUCCUAAAUUUCUUAGCCGAUACCGGUACCCGAUUAUUCCGAGUGAUAUCGGCCAAUACCGAUAGUUCUGCCUUUUAUACCUUCUUAUAAAAUAAUAAUAAUUAAAUCCACAAUUCUGAAGGAAAUGCAUAUAAAAACUUUAUUCUCUCCAUUUCAACAAGUUGUUUCACAGUAACUGGUCUCAUAAACAGAAAACACAUUACUCAAAUUAACAUUAACACAUGAACUCAAUUCUGAAGAUUAAAGUAAGAUUUCUGAACUUAUUGAAUGUUAUUAAUUCAUAAUAACAUUUACUGAAUUCUAAAAAACCUCCUGUUAGUCUCACAUUCACUCACUACAAACAAAAGCAUUUCUACUUCAUUAACAUCAAACUGGUAAUAUAUAAUAUCAACUUUUUCAUAUAUUAACAUUAAUUGAAUAUGAAAUAUACUACUCCUACAAAUAUAUUUUUCUGUGCCAUAUAUACUUUUUUUCUCAACUCAUCUUCAUUUCAAUCUUUCAACAGUGUACUGGCGCUUUAAUUCAGCCUGAGCAGUGCGGCAAAAAAAAAAAAAAAUUGACUCAACGCGAAACUCCUGCUUCACUGCUGCAGCGUACGGUUUUAGCAGUGCAGAGAUUACAAACUGCAGUUUUGUCAUCAUUCCACACAAGAGACAUCAUCUUUACUCACAGCACCAAAUCGAUGUGUUUUCCCACCCUCUUUUGAUUGACAGGAUAUAAUCGGCCCUGAUCAUCGGAUGUUUUUAAACUAUUGGACGAUGCCCAUAGCGUGAAAAAUUACCUUUACAAUAAUAAUCAGUAAUCUGUAUCGGCCGAUACAUCGGUGCAUCUCUACUCCCAAGUGAAAAGUGUGCUAAAACUUCCUGUACCGCAGUUCUGCCAUUGCAAUACUUUAGCUACCAUAGACACACACUAACUCUUUCUCCCUUUAUAGGGUGCUAUUUCUUUUCUCCUAACUGAACGGCUAGUGUUAUUCGUCUUAAUUUACGGAUUGUUUUGGAUCGCUUUCUUUCAAGUCAUUAAUAUGAAGCGCGUUUCAACACUUUUCAUUAAAUUUGUGUGUAAUUGAAAUUGAUUCAUAUAUUUACGCAAUUUUAAACUCGACCAUGUGAUCUGUAUAUAGUAUCUCAGUAACUCAUCAAAUGAUUGGCUUCUAAUCGUAUAAUUGGCGAUAAUAAUUCACCCUAUUGAGUCCUUAUAUGUAAAUUUAAACGAACUCUGGAGCUUUCGUAGGAUCCUUUUUUUUUUUUUUUUCUUCACUAACUGGAUUUUCCUGAAUAGCACAUUUAUGAUGUAAAUGUUCCUAUGAACAAUUUUAUGAAUAGAUUUGUUCGUAUCCAGCUUGAUAAAUGAGGCCCAGUUUCUGUAUUACAGGCUGUUGAUCUGGCAGUUCAGCUUUUAUAUUCAGCGAAAUAAAGAUACUGUAUAUUCCACUGUAUUCAGUGAUGUUUGGUGUUUUCGUUAAAAAAAAAACAAAAAACCAACUUGUCAGUAUCACGUGUCGAAGCAUUCGUAUAGCGAAGAACAAUGUAUAGAAUGUGUUUUGUGCGUAUGCUGGUAGAACUUUCUUUAUUGGUUCACUGGUAAUGGACCUGCACUGUAAAGCAUGAAGAUGAAAGGGAUCCACAAAACACAUUGGGCUAAAAGUAAAUAAAUAAAUAUAACUAAAAAAUAAAAUAAAAAAUGAUGCAUGUAAAACCAACAUAUCGGAGUUUAAUCUUCAGAAUGUGUUUACUAUUCUGACACAUUAUUUUUUGUAAUGUUAAAUAUUGAUGGAUGCUGUGCAUCAGAAUAUAUUGUUCUUUUGUUAACACAGUUUGUAAUACUAGUCUUUAAGACUACAGCUAUGCUGGUCGAGACAUUGACAGUAAACCAGAUCACCCUUCUAGGAUUUGCACAACUAUGGUUUUUGUAUAUGUAAUGCAAAUGUAUAUGAAUAUUAAAAAAAAAAAAAACAUUUUACCAUA